AUGGCUAAGCAGUUUCUCCUGUCGAAUCUGAUAGCAGCAAUAACUUUCUGCUGUGUUGUGUUAGCUUUUGAGCCAAGUCCAUUGCAAGAUUUCUGUGUCGCGGAUCCUGCUAGUCCAGCUAGGGUAAAUGGCUUAGCUUGCAAAGAUCUCAAAUCAGUUAAAGCAGAUGACUUUUUCUUCGGUGGGCUACAUUUGGCUGGCAAUACAACAAAUGCUGUUGGUUCUAAAGUGACUCCUGUUAAUGUGGCUCAAAUACCAGGACUGAACACUCUUGGUAUUUCAUUGGUUCGCGUCGACUAUGCACCAUGGGGAAUCAACCCUCCUCACACUCACCCUAGAGCUACUGAGAUACUCACUGUCCUUGAAGGUUCUCUUCAAGUUGGUUUUGUAACCUCGAGUCCUGAAAAUCGCCAUAUUACUAAGGUCCUUAAAAAAGGCGACGCGUUUGUUUUUCCUAUUGGACUUGUUCACUACCAACACAACGUGGGAUAUGGAAAUGCUGUAGCUAUUGCUGCUUUGAGUAGUCAGAAUCCUGGUGUUAUAGGCAUGGCUAACGCAGUAUUCGGAUCGGAUCCGGCUAUAGCAACUGAUGUUCUUGCCAAGGCUUUUCAAGUAGAUGAAAGCGUAGCUGCUCUGAUGCAAUCAAAAUUUUAAGCAGCAAGUUUACUUACAGACUUCAUAAGCUUGAGAGUUUUAUUCUUUGUGUGCAAUGUUAAUUGAGUGGAUCCUAUUUGUUUGUUUAUUGUGUGAUUCAUAAAAAUGUAAUCCCAAGAGGUUAAAUUUAGAUUGAUU
Messenger RNA from Nicotiana tabacum (common tobacco), 792 nucleotides. RefSeq names its product putative germin-like protein 2-3. Lineage: Eukaryota; Viridiplantae; Streptophyta; Magnoliopsida; Solanales; Solanaceae. The record is from RefSeq and is a predicted model, not a curated record. Gene Ontology annotation, molecular function: manganese ion binding.